ACCCGAAGGCUGCCGACGUCACCAUGAGAGCGGCUCCUACCCCUGCUCCAGAGCUCGGCUCUUUUGCAUUGCACUCCAGAUUCACCCUGAAUCCCGAGGGGGGGAGGGAGGAGCGGGUCUAGCCGGAGAGAGCGCAUCGGCUGCAGCUGCAGGAACGGGGCGAAGGGCAGCUCCAGCGCCAUGCUGCCUUUGUGCAAAGUUGGCGGGCGGCUCUCUGGCGUUGCGCGCCCCGUGUAAGGAGCGGCUGCUGCUGCUGCUGCUGCCGGGGGCCGCCGCCGUUGCUCAGCCACGGAGGCUGCAAGGCACCAGUCCCUGCCGGUCUCCGGUACAUGGAUGCUGACAUGGACUACGAAAGACCUAACGUUGAAACCAUCAAGUGUGUGGUUGUUGGUGACAAUGCAGUGGGGAAGACUCGCUUAAUUUGUGCAAGAGCAUGUAACACCACCCUGACGCAGUAUCAGCUGCUAGCAACUCACGUUCCUACAGUCUGGGCAAUUGAUCAGUAUCGAGUCUGCCAAGAGGUUCUUGAACGUUCCCGGGAUGUUGUUGAUGAAGUGAGUGUUUCUCUCAGGCUCUGGGACACAUUUGGCGAUCAUCACAAAGAUAGGCGCUUUGCUUAUGGAAGGUCCGAUGUUGUUGUCCUGUGUUUUUCCAUUGCUAACCCUAAUUCCCUGAAUCAUGUGAAAACCAUGUGGUAUCAAGAAAUCAAGCAUUUCUGUCCUCGCACACCUGUUAUUCUGGUUGGUUGCCAACUGGAUCUUCGAUAUGCUGAUCUGGAAGCUGUAAACCGAGCCAGGCGGCCAUUAGCAAGGCCUAUCAAACGGGGAGACAUCUUGCCACCAGAAAGAGGCAGAGAAGUUGCCAAGGAGCUUGGGAUACCAUAUUACGAAACCAGUGUAUUUGACCAGUUUGGUGUCAAGGAUGUGUUUGAUAAUGCCAUUAGAGCUGCCCUGAUCUCCAGGAGACAUCUACAGUUCUGGAAAUCGCAUUUGAAGAAAGUUCAGAAGCCUUUGCUUCAAGCUCCAUUUCUACCUCCAAAGGCACCUCCUCCGGUUAUCAAAAUCCCAGAGUGUCCCAUCACCAGUAUCAAUGAAGCUGGAUACUUAUUGGACAAUCCAUUGUGUGCAGAUGUCAUGUUUAUCCUCCAGGAAGAUACUCACAUUUUUGCUCACAAGAUCUACCUAGCUACCUCCUCUUCGAAGUUUUAUGACCUUUUUUUAAUGGAAUGUGAAGAAACCCCAGACUUAUCUGAAACUCCUUGCAAUAAAGAAAGGGCCAGUAGAAGCUUUAUGGCCAGAAAAUGCAGCCUUGAAACAGAUGAGAGUAGUGAGAUGGCAACCUUAAAAUCUUCUAAUGCCAAACUCACAUCAUUAGCAGGUGGUGGUAACCCUUUAACAAGGUUAGAGCUUGAAGCAGGGGAAGUCAGUUGCCUGAAGCAAGCGCCAACAUUUUUGGGCAAAGGCUUUGUUAGCAUGCAUAGAGAAAUGCAAGUCAACCCUGUUUCAAAGAGGACUUGUGCUGUAACAGUGGUCAAGAUAGAUGCUUCUAUUCAGCCUGGGCCUUUUAAAACUGUUCUGCAGUUUUUGUACACAGGGCAGCUGGAUGAAAACGAGAAGGAUCUUACCAGAGUAGCUCAGAUUGCUGAGAUAUUGGAAGUGUUUGACCUGCGGAUGAUGGUGGAAAACAUUACGAAUAAGGAAGCCUUCAUGAACCAGGAAAUUACAAAGGCUUUCCAUGUCAGAAAAGCUAACAGGAUAAAAGAAUGCCUCUCUAAAGAAACAUUUUCUGAUGUGACGUUUAAGCUGGAAGAUGGAAACAUUAAUGCUCACAAGCCGCUACUGAUCUGUAGCUGUGAAUGGAUGUCUGCAAUGUUUGGAGGAUCGUUCAUUGAAAGCUCAAACACUGAGGUUGUUCUUCCCAAUAUAAACAAGACUUCCAUGCAAGCAGUUCUGGAUUAUCUGUACACCAAGCAGCUAUCAUCCAGUCAGGAGUUGGAUACGCUUGAAUUAAUUGCACUGGCAAACAGAUUUUGCCUCCCACACUUGGUUGCGCUUGCAGAGCAGCAUGCUGUGCAGGAGCUUACCAAAACAUCAGUGAGUGGUGUUAGCAUAGAUGGAGAUGUGCUGUACGAUUUGGAAAUAGCCCAGUUCCACAAUGCUAACCAGCUGGCGGCUUGGUGCUUGCACUAUAUCUGCACCAACUACAACAGUGUUUGUUCCAAAUUCCGAAAGGAAAUCAAAACUAAAUCUCCUGAUAAUCAGGAAUAUUUCGAGAGGCACCGCUGGCCUCCUGUGUGGUACCUUAAGGAAGAAGAUCAUUUCCAGCGUGUUAAAAAGGAAAGAGAAAAGGAAGACAUUGCACUGAAUAAACAUCAUUCAAAACGAAAGUGGUGCUUCUGGAAUUCCUCCACAGUUGUUGUCUGAGAAAAGGAGAGGCAAACCUAUCAAUAGAGUGGCUUGGAGAACAUUUCUUUAGAGGAAGUCUUAUCAUGAAGGAGAGCACCUCAGUCCACUGAGAACCAUUCUUGUACCAGAUGCCAUUGAAGUAAAUGGGAGUUCAUUUCAGUGGUGCUUCCACCGAAGUUUCUGGUGGAUUGUGCAGAAGAUGUUUGGGGCACUUGUUUCUAUUCCACCUGUGUGCAUUUAUCAUCUCUAAGGUCAACAAGCACAAGCUCACCUGAAGUGGGUGUGAAACUGCUCCUUAAAAUGUCAAACGUUUGUAUUUUUGUUUGUUUGUUUAUAAGCUAAAAUACUGUGUAAAAUCAGUAUUGGUUUUCUUUUUCUUUCUUUUUUUAUACAGACCGACAACAAAUCCCAGCAAUUAAUAUUUCAAUCUCCAAAGUGGACAGUAUUUUUAUACAGUUGUGUAUGUAUGUGAAGGUCUUUAU
Messenger RNA from Podarcis muralis (Common wall lizard), 2887 nucleotides. It is a transcript of the gene RHOBTB1, whose product is annotated as Rho related BTB domain containing 1. NCBI's taxonomy places the organism in Eukaryota, Metazoa, Chordata, Lepidosauria, Squamata, Lacertidae. Gene Ontology annotation, biological process: small GTPase-mediated signal transduction. Gene Ontology annotation, molecular function: GTPase activity; GTP binding; protein binding. The record is from RefSeq and is a predicted model, not a curated record.